AUGACUUAUCAAAGUAUAGAGAGUGAAUUGAAAUCACAAUUUACUAAAAUAAAUAUCGAUGGACAAGAUUUAAAGAAAACAUUUGUAGUUGUGGGAAUGGCUGGUUCUGGUAAAACAACAUUUUGUCAAAGACUCUAUUCAUGGAUAAUAGAAGAGAAAGUUUUAACAACAAAAGAAAAUUCUGAUAUAAACGGUUUGAUUAAAGGAAUUAAUUUGGAUCCAGCUGUAUUAAAUCUUAAAAUGCCCUGUCAUUUAGAUAUAAGAGAUGAGGUUAAUAUUAAAGAAGUGAUGAAGGAAUACAAUCUAGGGCCUAAUGGAGCUAUUAACAUUUCAUUAAACCUUUUCUUUAUGAAUAAGACUGUUGAGGAUAGUUUUGUUAAGCCGUCUGAACAUUUUUUCACUAUUAUUGAUACACCAGGACAAAUAGAAUCUUUUAUGUGGAACUUUCCAGGAGAAUUUACUUUUAAUACACUUAAUCCUAAAGACACUACCAUAUUAUUUGUGAUUGAUGCAAAUCAACAUCAAAUAUCAUACUCAAGUAGUUUAUAUCUAUUGAUGUCUAAUUUAAUUUUUGCGGCUACAUUCUCUCAAAAAUACCCACAUUUUAAAAUUAUUUUAAUUCUUAAUAAAUCAGAUAUGAAUGAUUAUACAGAAUUUAAAAAGUUUAAAGAAGAUUAUGAAUAUGCAUUGGAAGUAUUACAAAAUAGACCAAUUGAAAAUGUCAGUUACAUAGGAAAUAUGGCAACAUACUUUGAAGAAUUUUAUUCAAAUAUUGAGAGUGUUGAAUUAAGUUCAUUGACAGGAGAAGGAAAGGAUGAUCUUUUAAGAAUUCUAAAAAUCAAAUAA
Messenger RNA from Hepatospora eriocheir, 846 nucleotides. Lineage: Eukaryota; Fungi; Microsporidia; Hepatosporidae. The record is from the annotation of a GenBank genome assembly.